This is a messenger RNA of Macadamia integrifolia, 3047 nucleotides long. RefSeq names its product alpha-glucosidase-like. The record is from RefSeq and is a predicted model, not a curated record. Gene Ontology annotation, molecular function: hydrolase activity, hydrolyzing O-glycosyl compounds; carbohydrate binding. The transcript is spliced from 5 exons. Gene Ontology annotation, biological process: carbohydrate metabolic process. Lineage: Eukaryota; Viridiplantae; Streptophyta; Magnoliopsida; Proteales; Proteaceae. Bases 16 to 2742 code for a protein of 908 amino acids.
GUCCACGUGUGAAAAAUGAGUGCAACACCUCAUCUCCUGCUUUGUUUCUUCUUCCUUUCUUUCUUCUUCUUCUUCUUCUCAGCACAUGGAGGUGGAGACGAAGAGCAACAAGUUGGGUAUGGCUAUUCAGUUUCAACCCAAUCGGUCUCUGUCAAUGCUACCACAAAGACAUUGACUGCCAAUCUCCAGCUUAUAAAUAGUUCUUCCAUUUAUGGCCUGGAUGUUCAGAACCUCAGCUUUGUAGCCAGCUUUGAGACUAAUGAUCGUUUGAGAAUCCAUAUCACUGACUCAAACAAUCAGAGAUGGGAAAUCCCACAAGAAAUCAUCCCCCGAAAACCCCUUCUCCCCCACCAAUCCUUACUGGAAAACCACAUUUACCGGUUGGAAAACAACCAAUUGCCACUUCCAGAAAACUACUCCCUUUCCACCCCAAACUCAGACCUAAUCCUCACCCUCCACACCACACCAUCCUUUGGAUUCACCGUUGCCCGUCGCUCCACCGGCGAUGUCCUUUUCAACACUUCACAGGUGAUGUCAGACUUUGACACUACAUUUGUGUUCAAGGACCAAUACAUACAGAUCUCAUCCUCACUACCAGCAGACAGAGCAUCCAUCUAUGGCUUAGGAGAACAUACUAAGAAGACAUUUCGUCUGGCCCACAACCAGAAAUUUACAUCGUGGAAUGCUGAUAUUGGAAGUUCAAAUCUGGACAUGAAUCUCUAUGGCUCCCACCCAUUCUACGUCGAUAUCAGGUCACCUUCAUCAGAUGUGAAUGUUUCCGCAGGGAGUACUCAUGGUGUUUUGUUACUCAAUGGUAAUGGAAUGGAUGUAAUCUAUAAUGGUUCUCGCAUAACAUAUAAGGUCAUUGGAGGUGUUCUUGAUUUCUACUUCUUCGCUGGCCCAACACCAGUGUCUGUCAUUCAACAAUACACAGAGCUCAUCGGCCGGCCAGCCCCAAUGCCAUAUUGGACAUUUGGAUUUCAUCAAUGUCGAUAUGGCUACAAGAAUGUUUCUGAUCUUGAGGCAGUGGUUGCUGGCUAUGCAAAAGCAGGAAUUCCUUUAGAAGUCAUGUGGACAGAUAUUGACUACAUGGAUGGCUAUAAAGAUUUCACUCUUGAUCCAAUCAACUUCCCACCAGACCAAAUGAAGCAAUUUGUUGAUAAGCUUCACCAAAAUGGGCAGAAAUAUGUGGUCAUAGUGGAUCCAGGUAUUGGCGUGAAUGACACGUAUGGCACUUACAUUCGUGGUAUGGAGGCACACGUCUUCAUAAUGCGCAAUGGCACUGAAUACCUAGGUAAGGUGUGGCCUGGCAAUGUUUACUUUCCUGACUUCCUGAAUCCAGCAGCAGACACCUUCUGGGAAGGAGAAAUUUCAGCAUUCCACCAGCGACUUCCCUUUGAUGGCCUCUGGAUUGACAUGAAUGAGUUAUCCAAUUUCAUAUCUUCUGCUUCUUUACCCAAUUCUACUCUUGAUGAUCCUCCUUACAAGAUAAACAAUGCCAAUAACUUGAGGCCUAUCAAUGAAAGAACUGUCCCAGCAACAUCUCUGCACUUUGGCAAUGUUACUGAGUAUAAUGUCCAUAACCUGUAUGGCUUCUUAGAAUCCAGAUCCACAAAUGGUGCCUUAAUCAAAGCAAGGGGUAAGAGACCAUUCGUACUCUCCCGAUCAACUUUUGUGGGAUCAGGCAAGUACACAGCACAUUGGACUGGUGACAAUGCAGCAACAUGGGAUGACCUAGCAUACUCAAUUCCAUCUGUUUUGAGCUUUGGACUCUUUGGAAUUCCAAUGGUUGGAGCUGAUAUCUGUGGGUUUUCACGGGACACCAAUGAGGAGCUCUGUCGUCGUUGGAUUCAGGUAGGAGCAUUCUAUCCCUUUUCCAGAGACCAUUCAGACAAGCAGAAAUUACGUCAAGAGCUUUAUCUAUGGGAAUCGGUUACCAUAGCAGCAAAGAAGGCACUUGGGCUCCGAUAUCGUCUACUCCCUUACUUCUACACAUUAAUGUAUGAAGCACACACUAAGGGAACCCCCAUAGCAAGACCUCUGUUCUUCUCAUUUCCUGAAGAUGUCAAAACCUAUGAAAUUGAUACACAGUUUUUGAUUGGCAAAGGUGUUAUGGUUUCACCUGUAUUGAAAGAGGGAGCAGUUUCAGUCAAUGCUUAUUUUCCUGCAGGCAAUUGGUUUGACCUCUACAACUACUCCCAGUUGGUGUCUGUAACAUUUGGGAAUUUCAUCACCCUUGAAGCCCCAGCAGAACAUAUUAAUGUCCAUGUCCAUGAAGGUAAUAUUCUGGCUAUGCAGGAAGAAGCCAUGACAACAGAAGCAGCCCGGAAGACGGGGUUCCAGCUCUUAGCCGCCGUUGACAGUAGUGGUGGCAACACCACAGGAGAACUUUUCCUGGAUGAUGGUGAAGAGUUAGAGAUGGGAGGAAAGGGAGGGAAAUGGAGUUUUGUGAGGUUUAAUGGUGAGUUUGUGCGGAAUAAUGUUAGUGUAAGAUCAGAAGUGGUGAAUGGGGAAUAUGCAGUGAGUGAGAAAUGGGUUUUAGCAAAGGUGAGUUUCAUAGGUUUGAAACAGAUUAAUGAGUUCAACAAAUAUGAGUUGUAUCUUAAUGGGAUGAAAAUGGACAAUAGUACAGGGAUAGGAGUGAGUCUUGACAAAAAUGGAGGGUUUGGCACUGCAGACAUUACAGGGCUAUCAGUGUCUAUGGGGAAGAAUUUUGAAUUAAAGCUGCAAUUGAGCCAAUAGGCCAAACGAUGAGAGAAUUGUAAUGCACAUUGAUAACACGAGUAGAAAUUCUGAAAAAUUUAGAAUCAGAAUGAAAAAAAAAAAAUCUGUGAUAUUUUGUAAGCUCAUAUUUUCCCCAUUUUUUUAGUCUCGUUGAUAUGGAAUAAUCUUUUAAUCAUGGAAUUGACUCGAUCAUCAGAUAAUAAUUGGUGCUUCAUCUUGGUGGUGCAUGUUCAUGUUGUUCUACUACAUUGUCAUCUUUCAAAAAUAAUCAUUGUAAAUUUUCUCCAUGAAUACAAUGCAAUUGGAUGAAGUUUGUGACCCAA